UCACGUGCUCUUGUCGCCAGGGGUAGCGGGGCCUGGUGACCGCGACAUGUCUGAGGCGGCGGGAAUCGAGCUGGUCAUCGACCAGGAAGCGGAGUCCAAAGCUCCCCUGUGCCCACACGGUCCAACUCUGUUGUUUGCAAAGAUAAAUCGUAAGGAGCAAGAAGCCAGGAGGUUUUAUGCCUGUGCAGCCUGCCGAGACCGAAAGGAUUGCAAUUUCUUCCAGUGGGAAAAUGAGAAAGUAUCAGUCGCCAGGCAAUUAGCAAGAGAAGAAUUUAAUCAAAGCCGACAGUCACCAUUUACCCACAAGCAAUACGUGGAGAGAUAUCAGCAGUUUGUAUCUUUACCCUUGGCAAAAAGGGUAUUCUGUUUGGAUUGCCAGCUUCUGUUGCUGCCUGGGGAGUGGAGUGAACACACAUCCCAUCACCGGCUGGGGGAUGUUUCUCUUCAUCAGCUGAAAAGACCCAGCCAUUUGCUGCUCCCACUUGAAAACAAAAAGACCAAUGCUCAGUACCUGUUUGCUGAUCGCACUUGCCAGUUCUUGUUGGAUCUAAUUGUUUCCUUGGGAUUCAGAAGAGUGCUGUGUGUUGGAACACCACGGCUUCAUGAGCUAAUAAAGCUGCGCCAAUGUGAAAAGAAGAAUCCAGUUAUAAAGAGUCAGCUGCUGGAUAUUGAUUUCAGGUAUUCCCAAUUUUAUUCAGAAGAGGAGUUCUGCCACUACAACAUGUUUAAUCAUUAUUUCUUUGGAGGAAAGUCUGCCUUUGAAGGAUUUCAAACAUUCUUGUGUCAGGACAAUGGAGAGUCUGUUAUUAUGGUGACUGACCCACCAUUUGGGGGCCUGGUGGAGGCGCUAGCUCACAGUUUCAAAAAGAUUGUUAAUGUGUGGAAGACAUCACGGAAUAAAGAUGAUGAAUUACCAAUAUUUUGGAUUUUUCCAUACUUUCUUGAACCUCGCAUUCUACAGUGUUUUCCAAACUUCAGCAUGCUUGAUUACCAGGUGGAUUAUGAUAACCAUGCACUCUACAAGCAUGGGAACAGUGGUCGGAAACAAUCUCCCGUGCGCAUAUUUACCAACCUUCCACCUAAAGCCAUCGUAUUGCCCGCAGAAGAAGGAUACAGGUACUGUUCAUUUUGUCAGCGGUACAUAUCCUCGGCAAACAGACACUGUGAGAUAUGCCAAGCUUGCACAUCUAAAGAUGGAAAGGAGUGGAAGCACUGUCACAUCUGCAACAAGUGUGUAAAGCCAUCUUGGUUUCACUGUGAAACCUGCAGUCGUUGUGUCCUUCAGGAUCAUUCUUGUGGUGUGGCUGGAAGUGGAUGCUUUAACUGUGGAAGUACUGAGCAUAAACGUAGAGAAUGUCAUGAUGCAGCAUUCCAAAACAAGAUCACUGACAAGUCAAAGCCACGUAAACGAAAAUCUUUGGAAAUGAAUGAAGAGGGUACCGCAAACAAAUCCAAGCAACAAGGCCAAGAAAGGAGUAUGGGAAAGAAGAAAACUUUCAAACGGAUAACUGUGAAAUCAAAAAGAAAGCAGAAGAGAAAGAAUAAACAGUGAUGUCGGUGACUGACUGUGUGCACUGCUAAAUAAUGAGGCUUUCCUGGAUGUACACAGUCCAGUUUCAGCCUUCGCAAGAACAGUAAGCCUUAGAGGAUCUUUAAUUCACUGAGAAAGUUGGUGAAGUACAUCUUUGUACAACUCUUCCAUCACUAGUUUUCCCUGCAGUGCUUCUGAAUGAUCACGCCUUGUUUACUCACAAUGACAUACAGAAUAAUGAUGUCUCUACCAGUCUGAAAGCAUGCCUGAGAACACUUGCAUUGAAAUAAUUUAACUGAUUUUGGAAAUUCUACCAAAGAUACAAAACCAUCUUCAUUUAUUGUGUUCAUCCAUGAGUGUAAAAACCUGAGUAAAUGCAUCAGAAUUGUGAAAUAUCUGAAUGUACAUUUUCACUUUAUUAACACAAUUGUUUUGAAAUGCCCAAUUCAAAUUUGAAGCAUAUUUUUCUAAAUGUACUGUUUUAAAUGUAAUUUAAAUGAAAAGUUCUUUAAAGUAUGAUCUUUUCUUUAUAGGGAGUUGUCAAUAAAACAUAAAUUCUAAUUCUCUUUUUAAUUUUGCUUUCUUGUAAGUAAAGCAGUUUAAAUAGUUUUGGACCUUGUCACAUAAU
Pristis pectinata (smalltooth sawfish) is the source of this 2159-nucleotide messenger RNA. RefSeq names its product zinc finger, CCHC domain containing 4 (gene zcchc4). Gene Ontology annotation, biological process: rRNA methylation. Gene Ontology annotation, cellular component: cytoplasm; nucleolus. Lineage: Eukaryota; Metazoa; Chordata; Chondrichthyes; Rhinopristiformes; Pristidae. Gene Ontology annotation, molecular function: zinc ion binding; nucleic acid binding; rRNA (adenine-N6-)-methyltransferase activity. The record is from RefSeq and is a predicted model, not a curated record.